ACCAGGCGUAGUCUGGGGAAUGGACGCCUCCGAAAUGCGCGUCUUCACCGUCGACGGCCGCUGCUUCACCGUCUCCACCAUCAAAGAAGGCGCCGCCGAGCGGCUAGGGAUAAUCGACGAGAGCACCGACGACUUGUAUGAGGAUCUCCUGCAACUCGGCAGCAACGACAACGCAGAUGGAGAGGAGGAUGCGGCGGAAGAUAAUGACGCGGAGGAGAGUCAGCCGAGACAGGGGCAGCAGAUCCGGAUCUUUGGGGCAGCGUCAUCUGCGAAUGGGUUGUUUGAUGCUGUUGUUUUCCAUAACAUCCCAUUCAUCAUCCUACAUACUAUGGGACAUCAUCCAAUACUGCCUAGCCGAUAUCGCGCAAUGGUCUCAACCGGGAGAUACAUUUACGUCUCUCGCGCAAAAGGCGUUCAAUGAGUUUUGUGACUCGUACGACGACUCGCAUCUUAUUCGGGAAUGGCGGAAUGUUAGCGCGAGGGCGCCGAGUGCUGAUGAUGCAGUACUGAACGGCUAUCGCAAAGCACUCUUCGGCAACCCGAAGAUUAACGUGUUGCGGCUCCAAGAUUACUUUAUCGGUCAUCUACUGGCCCAGGCUAAAUCGAUAUCAAAGGAAAUCACCGCAUCCCUUCGAGCAUCACAACUCAGCGUCCGCCAUCGACUAACCGCCUACUACCUCUCUCAAACCAUGCACCUCCUGAAAGCCUACGUCUCCAAUACCGACACACUGACCGACCACGACACAACCCAAAUCGGCCUCCUCACCGACGCCUACGCCACCCUCUGCCUAUCCAAAUCCCACGACGAGAGCACGCUGAGCGCCUUCGCAGACUGCUGCACCCAACUCAGGAAUCGCGCAACGCCCCUAUACCCCGAUGACCUCGAACGGGCCCUAGUUUCCGGAGGCGGUACAGGGAGUGAGGCGCUGCCCGCGAGAGAAGCGUGUGUUGCGUGUGGGGAGAUGGUGGGGUUGGCGGGGAUUGAGAGGGGGGUUUGUGCGGCUGGGCAUGUUUGGACACGGUGUUCGGCGACGAUAUCGACGUUGGGAGCGGUUGGGUUGCGGACGUGUACGGGGUGUGGACGGAAGCUCGCUGCACCAGAUCGCGCACUGCCUGUACUGCGGAAACAGGUUCGCUGAGCAUGAGAAAUUGUUGGACAGGUAAACGGCGGGUCUGCCCGCGACAGGAAUAGCGUAGCUAGCAGUGCAAGGCCGAUU
Molecule: messenger RNA, 1217 nt
Organism: Fimicolochytrium jonesii
Lineage: Eukaryota; Fungi; Chytridiomycota; Chytridiomycetes; Spizellomycetales; Powellomycetaceae
Exons: 7
Coding region: 138-1139 (333 amino acids)
Source: RefSeq, a predicted model, not a curated record